CAUACAGGAAAUUCUUAUCAACGAGUGAGGGUGAAAUGUAUGGUCCUCUGUCUCUCUCCUUGGCCUGAGCUUCUUCUUCUCCUUGCUCUUAAUCUAAAGUUUAUUAUAUUAUAGCUCUGAAAGUGUAAGGCUUGUUGAGAAAUGUCCAUGUCCAUGGCAUUCUCAUUAUCUCCUCUGUCACAGCCUCACCCAUCUCCAAAAGCAGCAGCUACAACUCAUUCGCUCAUCCACUCUUUCUCCAUCCAUCCAUUUCGCUCAGCUUGCAUUAAAUCACCUCCUUCUUUCUCCAAGCUUCCUCUCACUCUUUCAGUCAAGUGCUCAAAGAGUGAAGCUCCGCCUGAAGUUGAACGUGCUCGAGGCGUCGCGGUCUAUAAACCAAAAUCAUACCAGGUCAUUGCUGAUGAUGCGGCUAAUUCUCUCUUUGCUGCUCUUAGUGAUGGUAAAACUCGCCUCGAAAUCGAUUUCCCGCCCUUGCCCAGCGACAUCUCAUCUUAUAAGGGAUCUUCAGAUGAGUUCAGUGAUGCCAACAUUCAGCUGGUGUUAGCAGUUGUUCAAAAGCUUCAAGAAAAGAAGGAAACAAGAGCUUGCAUUGUAUUCCCUGACAAGCCAGAAAAGCGUAGGGCCUCGGAGCUCUUUAAAGCAGCUUUUGACAUGAUUGGUGGCAUAUCAUUAGGUUCAUUAGAUGAUGUUCCUGCUGGUGCAGUGACCACAUUCUUCAGAUCCAUAACAAAAACACUGGAUUUUGAUUUUGAGGACGAUAAUGAAGACAGUUGGAAGUCUGAUGAACCUCCUUCCCUGUACAUAUUCUUAAAUUGCAGCACACGUGAACUACCUUUUGUGGAGAAGUAUGUGGACUAUUUUGCUUCAUCAACUCCUGCACUUCUUUUCAAUUUGGAACUUGACACAUUACGUGCUGAUCUGGGAAUUAUAGGAUUUCCACCAAAAGAUUUGCAAUACCGAUUUCUAUCUCAGUUUACUCCCAUCUUCUACAUUCGAAGAAGGGAGUACUCAAAGACAGUUGCAGUGGCACCAUAUAUUGUAAAUUAUACUGGAGCAUUGUUUCGCCAAUACCCUGGACCUUGGCAGGUGAUGCUCAGACAAACAGAUAAUUCGUAUGCUUGUGUGGCUGAAAGUGCUACUCGAUUUACUCUGGGUGAAACCAAGGAAGAACUACUGAGGGUCCUGGGACUUCAAGAGGAACAAGGAAGCUCACUUGAAUUCUUGCGAAGAGGCUACAGGAGUUCAACUUGGUGGGAAGAAGACGUUGAAAAGGAACUUCAUUCCGCUUGGCGUAGCUGAGCUGCAGCUGAAGAACACAGACAUCAAGAACUGCUUACAUUUUAAGUCCAAAGAAUGCAAUCAGAUAUACCAUAAGCAGCUGUGUGGGCUGUAGUCAAUUCUCGUGUCUCUUACCGGAUACAACAAGAGAAUAUUAUCAACAUCACUCUGAAAGGUCUGAUCACAAGGAUGUAUAGAUCACUUUUUGUUUACUUUGUUAGGGAGCAUAACAAUGAAGUCUUGGAUCAAGAUUAGCAUCACAAAAUAAAUUGAGAUGAUUUAUAGAAUUUUAGUCAAGAAAUAUACAUUCAUAUAUUCUUUGGUACUGCCUCUGCAAUCCUUAUGAAUUGUUAGACACGUCCUUUCCUCUUA
This is a messenger RNA of Daucus carota subsp. sativus, 1650 nucleotides long. Its product is annotated as protein LPA3. Bases 142 to 1299 code for a protein of 385 amino acids. The transcript has 12 exons. The record is from RefSeq and is a predicted model, not a curated record. NCBI's taxonomy places the organism in Eukaryota, Viridiplantae, Streptophyta, Magnoliopsida, Apiales, Apiaceae.